This is a messenger RNA of Dicrocoelium dendriticum, 210 nucleotides long. NCBI's taxonomy places the organism in Eukaryota, Metazoa, Platyhelminthes, Trematoda, Plagiorchiida, Dicrocoeliidae. The record is from the annotation of a GenBank genome assembly.
AUGGAGUUGACAGCAGUGUUGGUACUUCUACUGCGUUUCCUGAUGGUCACUGAUGCCGUGAUUAAGAACACAGCACAAUGCGAAGUGAAAUGCGACAAAAGAUAUCCCAUCAAAGUAUUUCCGAUGGCAGUGACUCUAAUGCAGAUACAGCAUUUUUAUGAACUGUUACUGAAUAACAAUUGCAAAAAUCGGUGCAUUGUUCUCCCGUGA